Molecule: messenger RNA, 2470 nt
Organism: Malania oleifera
Lineage: Eukaryota; Viridiplantae; Streptophyta; Magnoliopsida; Santalales; Ximeniaceae
Product: formin-like protein 18
Exons: 3
Coding region: 166-1164 (332 amino acids)
Cellular component (GO): nucleus
Source: RefSeq, a predicted model, not a curated record
GAGAGAGAAAGAGAGAUGAAGAGAGAGAGGCAGAGAGAGAAAGAGAGCGACAGAGAGAGGGGAGAGAGAGAGAGAGAGAGAGAGAGAGAAGGGCAGAGAGAGAGAGAGAGAGAGAGAGUCCGUUAAUUUCUGUUAAUAUAUGAAAGAGGUUUAAGGAUUGCAACAAUGGUGUCUGACCAGCAAAUAGCCGAAGCUUUGGACUCUCUCCUGCGCGAUUCAAACCCUAACUCCUUCACAUCCCUAAACGGCGUCGUCCAGCAGCUCGAGUCCAAACUAGGGCUAGACCUCUCCAACAAGGUCGACUUCAUCCGGACCCAGAUCCACCUCCUCUUCCGAUCCCAACCACCGCCGCCGCAACCGCAACCGCAACAACCGCCGCAGCACCACCAGCACAGACCCCCAAAAGACCAUUUUGCCCCCCACCAGACCCCCAAUUUCCCACCUAGUCCCUCCCACCUUCCACCUAGUUUCGCCGUCCACCCGCCGCCGCCGGCGGUUCUGAAACCCGAUCCUGCCGCUCAAAAUGUGGCGAUUGCCACCCCUGAGGCGCCGAAGCAGAGUGCUCAAGGUGGAACAAAAAGAAAAGGUGGACCAGGAGGUCUAAACAAACUUUGUGGUGUUUCCCCUGCACUUCAGGCCAUUGUUGGCCAGCCAGCACUCCCAAGGACUGAGAUUGUUAAGCAGCUGUGGGCAUACAUAAGGAAGAACAAUCUCCAAGAUCCAAGUAACAAAAGGAAGAUAAUUUGCAAUGAUGAGCUGCGCUUGGUUUUUGAGACGGACUGUACUGACAUGUUCAAGAUGAAUAAGUUGCUUGCUAAGCAUAUUAUUCCACUUGAACCUUCAAGUAUGUGCCUGUGGUAUAAGUGCCAGACACCCCCAGCGCCCCCCUCCCCCCUUUUCUGCUUUGGUGAUUUUGCUGUUUCAUACAAAGUGCUAAUUAUUGAGAUGCUUGCAGAACAGUCAGGUCAACAAUCGAAGAAAAUAAAGGUCGAUGUGGAUCCAGCAACCAAAAGUACUGAAUCUGGUCCUGUGAUAAUAUCUGAAGCACUUGCAAAAUUUGUUGGCACUGGUGGAAGGGAGAUGCUUGAAUCAGAGGCUGUAAGACGAAUUUGGGAAUACAUAAAAGUCAACCAUCUAGAGGUAAUCAAAUUCAGAAGUCCAUGAUUUUUCUUUAGUUUGUAAUUGAACUUGAUUCUUUGAAGGCAUAUUUCCUAUUAGUAAUAGAAGAACAUUUUUCAUCUAAUGUCAUUGCUAGUUUUAAUGUGGGGAAGUUUUGAAAAACCACCUCUCGAGACUUUGCUUAGUGGGAGCAUAACUGGAUAGUUGCCUUUGCCAUUUUUUUUAAAAUAUUUUUUUUUUGUUUUUUAAAUGAUUCAAUUAGUAUUUUCUGUUGAAGGUUACUUGUCCAUUAUCCCAAAAAAUGAAGAAAUAUUCGUUGAAGCAUCAAUUAAUCUCCUUUUAUAUUGUUAUAUGCAAUUGUCCAAUUAUUUAUUAUUAUCUAUGUUGGUCUUUCUUCUGUUCAUAAUCGGUUUUCAGUGAUUGGCCUUGAGGGUGUCAUUCUUUGAUAUGCCUUGCUGUUAUUAUCAAUUUUGUCACUGAGUGGAUUUUUUUUUUGUUUCUUCUUUCUAAGACUUGUUCUCCUUUUGAUCAUGUUUUUUUCUUUAUUAGUAAAUUCCUUUUGUCAUAAAAAGUUUUUUUUUUUUGUGGGAGAGGGGUGGGUGGGGACCAUUUCUACUACCAGCAAUGUUGCUUGUAGUAUUUUGAUUCUUAUAUUUUGUGCUAAAGUGAUUUAUUUUAACUCUUUAAAACACACCCACAUAACCAUUAGAAUUACGGGCCAUUAGGGAUUUUAUAAUGUUAAUUAUUUGGGGGAUGAGGAAAAACUGAUAGAUGAGAUCGUUGUGAUUAUAAUAAGCAUAAGGCCUAUGGUUAUCCAAGAACCUGAACUUUCUAAUAUGUUUAUGUGAGAACUUUGGCAAAUUGAAGAAUACAUGAAAAUGGGUUCUUUUGAAUACAAUUUUUUCUGAUUUAAGAUAUUUGAAUACUAAAAAUUGCAAGCAGGCAUCCAAUUUUCUCAGAUGUCAAGGUUGAAUUGAUAUUACAUUAUAAAUGGUGCUGUUCACUUGGAGAAUUGUUGUGAAGUGCUUCCACUAUAGGAGGACCAAUUGUAUCAUCAUGUUCUCUAUCAUGUUUUUUUUUUUCUUUAUUGUUUCUCUUUCUUCCUUGUCAAUUGUUUCAUUGGUUGCAAUUCAUAAUGCAUAAGCCAGCUCUCUACAAAAGAACCCCCACAAAGACAAGAAAGAAAGCCUCAUUCCCACUUGACAUGAUGUAAUUUUAGUUGUUGACUAAAAUAAUGGUCCUUUGUGAUACCCUCGUGUAAGUUAGGGCUUUUGCUUUUAUUGGCAGCUUGGAUUGUUUAUCAAAUUGAUGCAUGACCGAUUAGCAACAGAGAAAGUAAUGGAAAACAAAA